AAUUGCCCGCGAAGACGAGAUCGUAAUUUUUCCGACGAAGAGACAAAUCGAGGGACGAAGGAAGGGUGAACGGGAGCGUCUCCUCGCGACUCCGAGUCGCUUCGAGAAGCGAUACACUACGGGGGGGUGAAAACCGGGGGGGGGGAUGAGUUAGCGGGGACGAUUUUGAGAGGUGAAACCCCAUAUCCGACGCGCGUGCGUGCGUGUAUUGUGCACGGAAGUGUGUAUGGGAGGGAAGACGACGACGACAACGACGAGAGACAUCGCGACAAGCGACUCCCGAGGUGAACGAAAUCCUCACGGACCCGACGCGUGCCGAGUGAAAACUCGACGAACUCAUUUCCGCGCAAAGACGCUCAUGAAGUACCGCCUGCAAGUAACUGCGAUGGCCAAGUAGUCUUCUGCUCUGUUUCGAGUGUCCCGAGAACGCCGAUCGCCGAUUCGAAGAGCGCGUUGGCGAAACCGUGCAACGUGAUCGAUUAAUUCGAAACGAUCGUUCCUCAGCGAGUGCGACGAGGAGAACGACAACGAGCCAACCAUGGGUUCGUGGACCAUGAAAUGUCCACCCUCGUUGCUGCUGCUGCUGCUAGGCUUGAGCCUGCACAGCGCGUGCAUCACACGGGCGAACGUCACCAACAGCGGUCAGCAGCAUAGUGACGAGCAACACAGUGAUCAACAUGGCAGCCAGGAGGGUGCCCAUGACCCCCUAGUGGUAGAGACCACAAGCGGCCUGAUGCGCGGUUUCUCCCGUAUGGUGCUUGAGCGCGAGGUACAUGUGUUCUACGGGGUACCGUUCGCCAAGCCUCCGGUUGGCCCGCUGCGAUUUCGCAAGCCGCUGCCAAUCGAGCCCUGGCACGGGAUCCUGAACGCUACCACGUUGCCCAAUAGCUGCUUCCAGGAGCGCUACGAGUACUUCCCUGGUUUCGAGGGCGAAGAGAUGUGGAACCCAAACACGAACAUCUCCGAGGACUGCCUGUACCUGAACAUUUGGGUGCCGCAGAAAGUGCGCCUACGUCACAAAGGCUCGGAGCCACCGCCGUACCCCGGUAACGGUGAUGGAAUGGCGAUGCUGGUGUGGAUCUACGGCGGUGGUUUCAUGAGCGGCACCGCCACCCUCGACGUGUACGAUGCCGACAUCAUGGCGGUGGCGAGCAACGCGAUCAUCGCGUCUAUGCAGUACCGAGUGGGUGCAUUCGGUUUCCUCUACCUCAACCAGCACUUCACCAACAGCGAAGAGGCGCCGGGCAAUAUGGGACUUUGGGACCAGGCGCUCGCGCUCAGGUGGCUGCGCGACAAUGCGCGCGUCUUCGGCGGCGACCCCAAUCUGAUCACGAUAUUCGGCGAGUCCGCGGGCGGAAGCUCGGUUUCGCUGCACCUGAUCUCGCCGGUGACACGUGGUCUCGUGCGCCGCGGUAUCCUGCAAAGCGGCACUCUGAACGCCCCGUGGAGCUACAUGACCGGCGAGAAGGCAAACGAGGUCGCGCGGGUGCUCGUGGACGAUUGCGGAUGUAACUCGACGAUGCUACAGGAGAAUCCGAAUCGGGUGAUGGCAUGCAUGAGGUCGGUCGACGCGAAGACCCUCUCCGUGCAGCAGUGGAACAGUUACUGGGGUAUCCUUGGGUUCCCGUCGGCGCCAACCAUCGACGGCGUCUUCUUGCCCAAGGACCCGCUGGAACUGGUCAGGGACGCAGACUUCGAAGAGACCGAGAUCCUAAUCGGGAAUAACGAGAAUGAAGGAACGUACUUCAUUCUGUACGACUUUAUCGACUUUUUCGAGAAAGAUCAGGCAAGUUUCCUGGAGCGGGACAAGUUUCUCAGCAUCAUCAAUACCAUCUUCAAGAAUAUGUCACAGAUCGAGCGGGAAGCCAUCAUUUUCCAAUAUACCGAUUGGGAUCAGAUAAAAGACGGCUACCAGAAUCAGAGGGCGAUAGCGGAAAUCGUGGGCGACUACUUCUUCAUCUGCCCGUCCACUCAUUUCGCGCAAUUAUUCGCGGAUCGCGGCAUGAAGGUCUACUAUUACUUUUUCACGCAGAGGACGAGUACGAACAUGUGGGGUGAAUGGAUGGGCGUGAUGCAUGGUGACGAAGUAGAGUACGUCUUCGGGCACCCGAUAAACAUAAGUUUGACGUACAACGAGAUAGAGCGAGAGCUGUCUUACGACAUAAUAAAAUACUUCUCACAAUUUGCAUAUACAGGGGUACCGGAGCCCACGUGGCGGCCUUAUACCAGGGACCAUCCGCAGUACUUCACUUGGAACGCGGAGAAGUCCGGCUACGGCAGAGGCCCUCACAUGACGGCCUGUGCAUUCUGGAACGAGUUCUUGCCGCGAUUGAAGGGCAUACCCGAUCCAACGCCCGAGGCGUGCAAGAGCGCGAUGGCGUCGAGCGUUUCCGCGAGCGCCGGCGAGCUGCGCGGUUCACCGAUCAUAUCUAUCCUCCUGCUACCGGUACUGGCGGUAUAUAGAUUCAUAUAAACGGUUAAUCAUCCACGUCGACGAACCUUUUCACGGCUGGCAGAUGCCCGGCCGGACAGGAGCGCGCAUCACCGCGUGGCGUCGCUCGCUGACAAACAGGUCCCAUAACGAGCGCUGGUUCACGCUUGAAGAUCGCCUUAGUGGUCGUUCAAACCAUUCGUAGAUCGAUAGGUCGCCGUAGAACCACGUAUCGUACGUAGCACGUAGCUACAACAUCGUACAUGCAACAGUAGUCCGUUUCCGCUGCGCGUUGCGCGCGCGCGUCGUCUGCGAGUGAUAAUCGGCGCCCCUGCGUCUCGGGGUGCGUCGGGUGCCCCUCUCGAGGCAGCUGAUCGAUCCACGCAAUACUCGAUGCUUAACAACCGAUUGAAGAUCCUCGUCAAACGGCUGAGCGAACUGAAGCUGAAGGAACGAUCGACGCAAGCGAGAUCCGAUGAUCUGCAGGUGAUUUCUAUCAAUUCUGUUCCGCUUCCGGUUUUGAAUUUCUUUCCCCGUGCACGCGCGAGGCUUACCGCCUCUUUCGACAAUCCGUCGAAGAUUUUCCACGGACUUCUCGAAAGUGAAUCGCCCCGAAAGUGGACUCAAUCGCGAUCACGAGCGCGCGAAUCUGCAUCGCGAUUUCACGAUGAACGUUUCCGGUUUACGAACGCCUAUUCGAAUGAUCAGGGCGAUCGAGCGGAAGAAUUAUUACCUCGAUCGAUCGCACGUGCGACAGAAUCGUCGGGAUUGUUAAAGACGCACUCUCGGGUCAGAGAAAUGUCAAGGACUCGAGGAAGCUGGCUGUUCCGCGGCGCAAAUCACGCCCUUCCGGACGGAUGCGGUGGCCCAGCUCGAUCUCUCGCGGCGGACACAUUAGAUUUAAUGGAUUAUAUAUAUACACAUAUGUGUAAUCGAUGUUCGAGCGCGCGCGCGCUCUCGCACCCGCUGCAAUUUCGGAAUUCGUCCGGCUCUCGCGAGAUCGGAUUAACCGGAUAUCAGAUUCCGAAUUGCGCGCGAGCUGCAAUAAACUCGGGGAGGGGAGGGGUUGAUAUACUUGUAAUCGGGUUAACGAUAAGCUGUAACGAUGAUCAACUCCACCCCCUGUCGUUACUAAGAAACCAGCUGCGACCAGCGCAACAUCUUGCCAGCCCGGCGUUCGAUCUCGCCCUUCACCCUGUCCCUUCCCUCCCCUUCAACCCCAUUCUAAUUUGCAACGCUGAGACGGAUUGCCCGUGCAAGACCAAGCAUAUACGCGAGAGCAAUUUCAGGACAACAGCGAGGAAAUGACGUGGUCGUCGGUAAAUAGGGAGCCCGCAGGGAAAAUUAGCCGACGCGAGAAAGGGCGCGAUUAUUAACUCCCAGCGUGAUAAGCUGCCGGAACGAGCGAUCAGUGUCACCGUGACAUUUCAGCGUCGAUCACGAGAGAAAGACGUUCCGGAAAAA
Molecule: messenger RNA, 3895 nt
Organism: Ooceraea biroi (clonal raider ant)
Lineage: Eukaryota; Metazoa; Arthropoda; Insecta; Hymenoptera; Formicidae
Gene: AChE-2
Product: acetylcholinesterase 2
Biological process (GO): acetylcholine catabolic process in synaptic cleft; choline metabolic process
Cellular component (GO): plasma membrane
Molecular function (GO): acetylcholinesterase activity
Source: RefSeq, a predicted model, not a curated record